AUGUGAGAGGCACUUGUUCAAUCCACAGCAUAAUUAGCCUGGUACAUAUCAACAGGGACAAUCGGAUUAUGAGGUUCUGAGGUGGUGAAAUCGCUGGAUUAAGUCACGCACCUUCCGCACUUCCGCGUGUAACCGCGGUCAUGGGCAUAGACCGGCGACGGAGAGCGUCUCUGGCGCUCAGCUUGAACUUCUUGGCUUUGUUCCUGGCAGUGUCGGCUCUCGGAACCAGCCACUGGUGCGCCGGCACCCGGAAAGUGGUGAAGCCGUUCUGUACCGGCCCGGUGACGACCAAGCAGUCGUUCUGCAUCAGGUUCAACAGCUCCAACCUGAACGACACGAGGCUGGUUCAGUACAUCUGGGAGACCGGGGAUGACAAGUACGUGAUGAGGAAGUUCCACACCGGGAUCUGGUUCUCAUGCGAGCACAACAUCAACAUGACCGGUGAAAAUUGCAGAAGUUUCAUCUAUGUUACACCUACAAAUGAAAGAGGAGUGCUGUGGCUGUGCAUCGUCGCCGAGUGCCUGUACAUCCUCCUCUUAGCCACCGGGGGCAUCCUCAUGUCGAUAGAAGUGUGCCAGUUUGGCAACGUUAUUGACGGCCUCAAGCUCAAUGCCUUCGCGGCCAUAUUCACAGUACUCUCAGGGCUGCUGGGGAUGGUGGCCCACAUGAUGUUCACUACUGCUUUCCAGCUGACUGUCAGUCUGGGCCCAGAAGACUGGAAACCUACGACAUGGGACUACAGCUGGUCAUACAUAUUAGCAUGGAGUUCUUUCACGGCGUGCAUGGCGUCCUCCGUCACCACCAUCAACCGCUACACCAAAACCAUCCUGGAGUUCAAGCACAAGCGAAGGAACAUUGAGAAGAACCUAAAGAUCAAGCAGAAGCUCUUGGAGUUGGACGCGCCGGAGCAGAUGUGGGACAUGUAUAUCAGCUCUGUGCCAAGUACUGCAGAGGAGCUGCUGGACCUCUCGUCCAACGACCACAAACUCUCCAACACCUCCAUCUUCUUGGACCUCAACGACCUGCCCGACCCACAAGGAGAGGAGUACUGCUAGAGGAGCUCUGAAAACAACACCUUUUGAAUUAUUUUUAUUUAUUUAUUAUUAUUUACCAAUAUUCUUGGCCAAACAGAACGUGCAUGUGUAGCUGUACUUGGAAACCUUCAAAGUGGAACGCUUUAAAAUUUGCGCAAUAGUCGUGGGACUUCAGUUCAGUGAGCAUUUUCAAGGAUAAUUAAUUAUAAUUAAUUAUAAUCCGUUUCUUGGGCUUUUUUAUGUCACUAUAGAAAGGUAACUUUGAUGGCAAAUUAUGAUGAUAACCAUAAAAUUGAAAAUACACAAUAGGAAAGGAAUCAGCUGUUCAAUUCUAUACAAGCAUUGUACACUGCAAUGUGAAGCUUUACCACAUUUAAAAUACUGUAAUUUACUGUAACAUCACAACAAAUGACUGAAAUUAGGAUACCUUUUUUUUCCCCGCAACUAACUGUUAUUUCACAGUGUAACUGUCACUGUAACCAAAGUCCUCUGUAAUAUCACAACAAAUUACUGUAAAUUCAAACUGAUUUGUUUACUAAUGGGUUCUGAAGACUAAGUUGCACAAUCUUGUAGAGUAAGUGGCGGUAUGCUGUUAAAGCGAGAGAGUAAUUCGCUAUAAAAUUACAAUUGUGAAGUUACAGCAUAUAGUUGUACUUCUAUUAUAAUAAACUGUGAAAUUCAAAUUGUGAAGUUAAAGCAUUUAGUGGAACUUUAUUCUAAAUAAAUGUAAAAGCACAGCUGUGCAGUUACAGUAAAUUGCUGUAAAGAUAUUUGACAGUAAAUGUCACGUGUGUCACGGGGGGCGGUAUAGCUCGGUUGGUAGACUGGCCGUGCCAGCAACUUGAGGGUUCCAGGUUCGAUACCUGCUUCCGCCAUCCUAGUCACUGCCGUUGUGUCCUUGGGCAAAACACUUUACCCACCUGCUCCCAGUGCCACCCACACUGGUUUAAAUGUAACUUAGAUAUUGGGUUUCACUAUGUAAAGCGCUUUGAGUCACUAGAGAAAAAGCGCUAUAUAAAUAUAAUUCACUUCACUGUGACAGUAAAGUAAUUAGUAGCCGGUAAUUUGCUGUGAAUUUACAAUGAACAUUUUUAGUGUACAUAAUACAGCAAUACCUAUAAAAGACCGCUAGGUGGCAGUAUUGCUCUGCAAAUCCACAUUGCCUGUAUCUGUCAGGCACGUGUUUUCCAUAGGUAACCGAUAGGGUUAUUGUAGUUUUCGUCUCUUUACUUCUGUGUGAUAGCAUUGUUCAAAUGUUUCCCUUACUGAAGACAUGAGACAUUAAGCAUGAAACAAAUACAUUUUUUGACUUUACAUAGGUUCACAUAGUGAGCAAAUAUGGACACAGAACACGGGUCAAACAUGAUCACAUUUUGUGUGUUUUUUUUAUUACUCUAACAUAUCAGUACUUCUAGGAAUUUUUCAUGCGGCCAAUUCACACAAAUUCAACAAAUCCCCGCAGAUUAUGAGUGGCCUCGCAACUUUGUCCAAAGCCCACAACUUCCGCGCACAUAUUGGCCAAUCAGCGUCAAUUUUUCCCCAAACGCGCCUCUUACGUUUGUUUCUUGGUUAGAUGUAGCAGGAAUAACAACAUGUAACAAUAAAACAACUCUUUACUGCUCGAACGGCACAACUGUCGUCCUCUUGCGUAGCUCAAAAUUACUUCCAAUUUCAGUCUACGGCGCUAAGCUUUAUGGGUAAUGUAGUAUAUUAACAUUUAGCAACACGCUGGUGUCCUCACUUCCUAGUUCACAUGUAGCGUAUGUUUUGGACCAUAGGGCGCACCGGAUUAUAAAGCGCACUGCCGAAGAGCAGGUCUAAUUUCAUACAAAAGGCGCACCAGAUUAUAAGGCGCAUUAAAGGUCUUAUAUUAUGAUUUUUUUUCUACAUUGAAAACACUUCAUUGUGGUCUACAUAACAUGUAGGUCAAAAUGUUGCAUAGGUUAUGUUUUACAGACCCUCUUCAAGUCGCUUUCUGGCCGUGUCUUCAGGAUACACCGUUUUGUGGGCGGUCUUAUUUACGUUACUCCACUUCGACAGCGUCUUCUCUUCGUCAUCUUUGUUGUACCGGUAGUUUUUAGCAAUUCCAUAGCGAGACUACUGACAGAUAUAAGUUAGAAGUGUACACGCUACUUGAUAUUAGAAUUGGCAACAGCGGAGGAUGAAUGUCCCACAACAAGAGGUUAGAGAAAUAGAAGGAGCUUAUUGAUGACCGCGUCAGCGUGGACUGCAAAAGCGGACGCACAAAUGUUCUGACUUAUGCAGAUCCCAAAUGCAAAUCAGCAAGUACCAAUAGGUAAGAAAAGUUGGUUUUGCAUAAUAUUGUGAAACAAAACGCCAGAUUGUAAGUCUAAUAUGUUUAUUAUCGGUACCAUUUUGGGGUCCUUUUACACACACCGUAAUAAUACCCGUAUGUUGAAGUACAGUAUGACUGACUACGGUGUCGUGUGUAAUGUUCUGGAUUCUCAAUGAAACAUCAAAGUUUUGGGCUUGCUUGUGUCAUCUUGCAGUCCACAUGUAGCUCUUGUGUGUGACUGCCAUCUACCGGUCACCAUGUACCAAAUAAAAUUGCUUUGAGGUCGGCAAACAAAACCAAAAAUUAAUACGUACAUUAGGCGCACCGAAUUAUAAGACGCACUGUGGAUUUUUGAGAAAAUGAAAGGAUUUUAAGUGCGCCUUACAGUCCGAAAUUUUAUCAAUUUAUUUAUCCUUAAUUUAUUCAGGGUAAGACAAUUAGGAACACAUUUUCAUUUGCAAUGCUGACCUGGCAAAGAGGCAGCAUUUACAUGUUAGAGAUGUUGGAGUUUGAUAUAUUUAUCAUCGUCUCUCUUUUACCAAAAAAAAUUGCCACUAAGAUUGUUUUCAACAUUUUACAAACGGAGUAAAUGUGUUGGAACACACAUGAAUGUUUAAGAUGGACAAACACUUUCAAUCAAUCAAAGUUUAUUUAUAUAGCCCUUAAUCACAAAUGCUUCAAAGGGCUGCACAAACCACAACGACAUCCCACAUCAGGGCAAGAAAAAACUCAACCCAAUGGGAACAACGAGAAACCUUGGAAAGGGACCAGUGCAAUGGAUGCUGAGUGGAUAGAGUUAAUAAUGUGAGAGUCCAGUCUAUAGUGGGGCCAGCAGGGGAUCCUCUUGCAUGUCGACACUUCGGGGCGCAGAGACGUCACCAACUGAUGCAAAGAGUAGUGGUCACCCCGGGUCCCGACUUGGAACAGCUAGCACAUCAUUCGUCAAAACUGAUCCGUGGCCUCCUGAUAAGCUCUUCACGCAGGAAAGGGAGGCAGAGCAGAAAAGAGAGACGGCAGAUCAACAGGUCUAAAAGGAGUGUCUAUUUAAAGGCUAGAGUAUACAAAUGAGUUUUAAGAUGGGACUUAAAUGCUUCUACCGGGGUUGCAUUUCUAACUGUUACCGGGAGGGCAUUCCAUAGUACUGGAGCCCGAAUAGAAAACGCUCUAUAGCCUGCAGACUUUUUUGGGCUCUGGGAAUCACUAAUAAUCUGGAGUUCUUAGAACGCAGAUUUCUUGCCGGGACAUAUGGUACAAUACAAUCGGCAAGAUAGGAUGGAGCUAGACGUAAGUAGUACAACCUUAAAGUCACAUCUUAAGUGCACAGGAAGCCAGUGCAGGUGAGCCAGUAUAGGUGUAAUAUGAUCAAACUUUCUUGUUCUUGUCAAAAGUCUAGCAGCCGCAUUUUGUACCAACUGUAAUCUUUUAUUGCUAGACAUAGGGAGACCUGAAAAUAAUACGUUACAGUAAUCGAAACGAGGCGUAACGAACGCAUGAAUAAUGAUUUUUAAGGCUCUUAAUGUGUGACUCAAACGAGAGAGUUGGGUCGAAGAUAAUACCCAGAUUCUUUACAGAGUCGCCUUGUGUAAUUGUUUGGUUGUCAAAUGUUAAGGUGGUAUUAUUAAAUAGAUGUCGGUGUGUAGUAGGACCGAUAAUCAGCAUUUCUGUUUUCUUAGUAAUAAGAUGCAAAAAGUAGCUGGACAUCUAUUGUUCAAUUUCAUUUAGACACGCCUCCAGCUGACUACAAUCUGGCAUGUUGGUAAAACCUACACUAAGAAUGUCUGGAACUUGUAAUCAAUUGAGCAAAUGGGACAAUAGGGAAGCCUUUGGUGGUGUUUUAUUCUGUAAAUAUACAACUAAAAGUUACUAUUAAUUAAAACAGUACAUGUGACAAUGAGUUUGUUCUUUUACUGCCAUUCAGUAUCUACUUUUAUGUCUGUGUGGUAUAAAACGACUAAAACAUCAACACAGUAAUGUUUUGUCCUUUUUUUCUUGAAAUACUGUGCAUUUUACAAUGAACACUUAAAACAGUGAUAACAAAUUCAUAAAAUUACAAGUUGAGUCAAUGUUAUUGAUAAAGUAGGUCUCCAAACAUGACAACUUUUGCCGCAAAUUUCUGAAAAAGAUGCUGCGAUUUCAGGCUUUUUAGGCCACGACAGUCCUAAAGAAAUCCUGCAAAAUUUUGACAUACUAAUUUUACUGUUUACUAUUUGAGAUCUCACUAGCAUGUCUGCGAUUUCAUGUACUUUCAUAUUGGAAUCCAUGAACACACAGAAGCUAAUACAAGGAAUAACAGAAGAAAUUAACACAUUAAAGAUAGUUUGACAAAAACAGACUAUCUGUGAUCUCAAUUAAACUAAAAUAGUGCUAUUUGGUAACAGUGGAAGAGAAAGUCAGACGCAAAUACAAAUAGACGGAAUAGACACUGAAAGGGUAAAAUAAAUGCCAUUUCUAGACGUAAUAAUUGAUGAUGAAAUUAACUGGAAAUCUCAUAUAAAACUAUACAACUUAAUGUGGCAAGAAACACGUCAAUAAUGACUAAGGCUAACUAUGUAUUGGACCAAAAAAAUCACUCCAUAUUCUCUACUGCUAGCUAGUGUUACCAUAUCUGAGUUAUUUUGCAGAAAUAUGGGGAAAUAACUACAAAGGUAACAGUGUUGUAAACAAUUUCAAUUAUGAUAAUACAUAAUGUUGUCAUGAUCCGUGGCCCGGAUCAUGUUUUUGUGUUUUCUGUUAGUUUUGGACUCCCUAGUUCUUGUUUGUGCACCUGUGAGUUUGUUUUGGUUUCCAUGGUUACUCAUUGUGUUCACCUGUCUCUGAUUAGUGCUCACCCGCUCACCUGCUUCCUGAGCACUAAUC
Molecule: messenger RNA, 6186 nt
Organism: Entelurus aequoreus (snake pipefish)
Lineage: Eukaryota; Metazoa; Chordata; Actinopteri; Syngnathiformes; Syngnathidae
Gene: gsg1l2b
Product: gsg1-like 2b
Exons: 5
Coding region: 141-1055 (304 amino acids)
Cellular component (GO): plasma membrane
Source: RefSeq, a predicted model, not a curated record